UCCUUGUCUCCGGUGUCAAACUUGACAUCAGCGCUCGCGCCGAGAAUGGUAACUGGCUGCGCGGCGGAGAGCUCACUCACGUCGGUGGCAUGCUUCAUGGAGUUAUGUACUUUUCUUUACCCGCUCAGCUGCCGUCAUGGGUUGCACGCGCUUCCUAACCCUUGCGCUCCUUCUCUUCAUGCUGGUUUCCUGCGCUGAAUUCAUCGUUUAUCCGGCUAAUGAAGUUAACCUGUUGGAUUCCAAAGCAAGCCAAGGGGAGCUGGGAUGGAUAUCAUAUCCACCACAUGGGUGGGAAGAGAUCAGUGGUGUGGAUGAGCACUACACACCGAUUCGGACCUUCCAGGUGUGCAAUGUGAUGGAGUACAGCCAGAACAACUGGCUGAGAACCAACUGGAUCCCUCGCAGUUCUGCUCAGAAGAUCUAUGUGGAGCUCAAGUUCACUCUGAGAGACUGCAACAGCAUCCCACUGGUGCUGGGAACCUGCAAAGAAACCUUCAACUUGCACUACCUGGAGACAGACGAGGACCAGGGCAGUAAGUUCCGUGAGCACCAGUUCUCAAAAAUAGACACCAUAGCGGCCGAUGAGAGCUUUACUCAGAUGGACUUGGGGGACCGCAUUCUUAAACUCAACACAGAAGUGCGAGAAGUAGGUCCAGUCACUAAGAAAGGCUUUUACCUGGCCUUCCAAGAUGUGGGGGCUUGUGUGGCCCUGGUGUCAGUGCGGGUGUACUUUAAGAAAUGCCCUUUCACUGUGCGGAACCUGGCCAUGUUUCCUGACACAGUGCCCAUGGACACUCAGUCAUUAGUGGAGGUGAGGGGCUCCUGCGUCAACAACUCCAAGGAAGAGGACCCUCCCAAAAUGUACUGUAGCACUGAGGGAGAGUGGCUAGUACCCAUCGGGAAAUGUUUGUGUAACAUUGGUUAUGAGGACCGGGGUGUCACCUGCCAAGAUUCGUCGGCAGUGCAUCGGGACAUUCUGAGCUGACGUGAAUGUACGGCCUGUUACGAUAAUGAAACAGAGUACUAAAAUCUGUAUUAAAGUCUUAACAAUAAUUUGAUCUUAAAACAGCAAAUAAAAAGACUAUGCGAUCCGGAUGUCUGUCUGCUUUCUGAGCUUCCCAUGUUCGCAGCUGCCACAGGGCUCCUUUGAGAGCCACAGUGGUUUACAUUCCUCCUGGCUUUACCAGGAUAUACAAUCCCCGUGCUCACUAUCCCUGAUUAGUUAUCAGAUCUUAUUAAUGCUGCUCUAGAAAGUGCAAUGGGUAUUUUAACAAGCCCUAAAGCCUUGCUGAAUGAAAGACACUGCUCCGGAGAACUGUGUUUAGUGCACACUGACCCUAUUCUUACAUUUCCACAGUGGGGCAGUCCAUGCACUUUAGGUCUAGGCCUUCAGUGAGGUCUGUGUCACUAAGAAAACAAUUUUGGAUAGAAUGGAUCACAGUGUGGACAUCAUACAUUACAGAGCCUUAAUGCGUAACAGCCUUAAAAUAGUAAGAGAAUACUGGUCUUUAACAACCGCACCACACGUAGGCAUUAAUAAAAGAUUUGCAAUAACUAUUAGGAAAUCCUAUUUCUAUUCAAAGGACCAAAACACCACACAGAUAUCCACAUGGUAUUGUCAUUUUAAAUUACCAAUGAACCCCUAAGAAAACCCAUAACACUGUAGUAUAUUUGUUUUAAACCAACUUUUUUUUUUUUUUUUCAGAUUUGCAGUUAGUAAGAAGGUACAACGGUACUCAAAAUCUAAGAAAUGUUAGGGCGACUUAACCUAAUAUACAUAAAUAGUUAGUGUAUGCUAGAUUUGGUUAAACCUCACUCAAGAGAGUAUUUACUAAAAAAGGUAGAUGCAAGUUGCUGUCUAAAUUUUUUUUGGUAAAUGUUAUAACCAUAACUUUUAUUAGCGUAUGUAUCAAUAUGAAAAAAUUGUAACACUAAUUACUAAUGACCUAUUGAUGGGUCAGUGCUAAUGAUGGUGCUGAUCUAAAUUCCAAACUGGUUUCUUUUUUUCAUUAAAAUCUGUCCUCAAAAUGGCAUCGCCAGGGGCCUUGUGAUGAAAUCCAGCUGUCCUCCUUCUGCCAUUGUAGCACGUUGAUGUAUUUCAUUUUUGUUUUAAUAGACACACUAAUAUGUGUAGGUUGUUGGCCUAUUUUCUGAAUUUCACAGCUCACAAUCACAGCAUUAGAUUUAUAUACAUACAGUGUGUGCAUAAAAAGUGUGAUUGGCAAAAAGAAUAAGCACCCACUGCAUACAAAUAUGACUGGCUGGGAGAAUAUGACCACCUUCUGAUAGUCUUAAGCAGUAGACCUCACACUCAAACCUGGAAAAAUUAGAGAACAAAUUCCAAUUGGAUUAAACCUCCUCUACCAUUUUCCUUUCACUGACAAAACCUUUACACAGGAACAGAACGGAGAAAGGGAAAUGACUGAGAAUAGACAUAUGAACACAAAAAGUCCACCAGUGCAUUUCAGGGAGAUCUGAGUGCUCGUCUUGUUUGUGUGAUGCUCUGUCUCAGGCUCAGGGUCCCAUUUCUGCCCUAAUUUAAUCCCUCUGUUUCCCUGCAUGUCUAAAAUGAGUAUUUCUUCUGCUCCCACUGAUGGGACUGAAUUUUUUUGCACGUCAUUAUAUGUCCAUUUAAGAGAAGCAGUUCUCCUUUAAAUGCCCCUUUGUGUAUAUAUAAAACAGAUGCUUCAUUUGAACAUUCUAAUGGAUUUCCUUCUGAAUGUUUGAGGAUUGCUACAGUGAUAUGUGGAGCAAAGAGGAAUUUAGCUCCUUUGUAAGAAGCAUGAGCAUCCUUGAAGUCAAUAAAAGCUUAAAUCAAAUACAGCUCCAAAUCAAACUCCUAUUAAAAUCAAGCCUAUCUCUCUUUAAUCGUUUUAUAGUACUGGCCACUCUCUGAAAAGGCACAGGUGUUGUUACUGUAAGGUGUAUUGUUUUAUUGCAGUGUAAAAAUAAAUAAAAAUGUCCUGCAUUUUCCGUCCUGUAUUUUAUACACUGGAUAUUCCAAAUAACCUGCUGAAGGCAGGCCAGUAUAACCUAUUGUAGCCAUUUGACAUUCUCGUAUAACAUGUAACAGUAGCAAUAGCCACAGUAAAUAAGGCCAGAGGUCGUCUGAGGAGAGUCACUAGACAGAAUGUUUGCUUGAUUAAUCUGCGCAUUGCUGCUGAUGUGCUGUGAGGUGGUUGUGGUGGUAAUGUUCUGCCUUGGCGGCUGACGGUCCUAGCCAGAGGAUCAAAGCCUGGUUUUGCAUGCCUAGGCAUCGGUCGCAUGCCACAUGUUUUCUAUCACUCUCCACCCUUCCUCUAAAUGCUUUCCCUUGUGUUUCCCCCUCAUACAACCUUGCAGGGCUCAUGUACAUUGUCAAGACAUUGCUUCAUGUCACCCCACUGCUGAUGGUCCAAAUCAUUGCUCCCAAACAAUGGCAAAGCCACGGAAUGGCCAAAGUGCUCCCACAUGGAAUGAAAAACUGAGUGUGAACUGUUCUGCUUUUUGGAGUGGUAGUGCUUUCAGGUUUCAUUCAUAUUAAGGACUCUGCUGGGGCCAUUUACAAUAAUGAGAAGACCAAAUGAGGCUUCUGACUAAGUCUGCUUUUGCUCAGAUCUGAGAGAGAAUUGAGAAACAAAUAUUCACCUAGCUUAUUAAGAAAUGCACUGCUUACUAUCACUUCCUAGUCAAGGUAAAUACCAUACAUAGAAAAUGGCAAGAAAUAAACUGCAAUUUAAACUUCCUUGUGUGUUUUUGAUUUGCACAUGUACUGAGUGAUUAAACAGAAAGCUAGGUUUGAGUGUACAUUUAACUGGAAACUGUAAGAACACAUGUUUAACUGUCAAACACCGGAGUUUCAUUUUGGCAUCACUGGCUGGUUUGUUUUCUGUUCAUACUUUGUUGGUUUUUAUGACACAUACUUGCACCCUUACAGUAAAUUAUCUUGAAGUUAAGCCAUGACUGAGCCGUGACUAAGAAAAUUCUGUGUGUGUGUCUGUGUGUGUGUGUGUGUGUGUGUGUGUUUCUUGUGUGCAUGUUUUAUGUGGCAUACCAGAAUUGGAAUAAAUAUAGUUUGUUGGCUAGUGAUAAUGACGCCAACGUUUGUUUAUGGUGUACUUAAUUUUGAGCACCAGCUCUCAGGAUUGCAACAUUGAUCUCCUCCCCUGUUGGAACAAGUGGAAAGCAUUUUAAAGAGUUGCUACAAACAUUUACACUGACCUGCUGAGCAGCACAGAAAAAGGUUGUUCUGGAUGUAAGUUUCCUUGUUUUCAGUUUGUUUGCUGAGCUAGCUUAUUAGGAAUGCUGUGUCAGUUUAUUAGCUGCCUUUGCCAGAUGAAAACAGAGUUGAUCCAGUCUCCCAUGCCCCUUGAGUGUUGAGUUUGCUGGCAAUUAGCUGGAGUCGGGGAGAAGACAGGGCUUGUGUGCUGUAGGGAGCAGUGGAGUAGUUCUAGGGUUUACUCACCUCACAGUAACUGCGGUGCUGCAGGCUCCCUCUGCCCCAGUAAAUAGGCUCUGAAUAAUCAGGCUUUGACUCAUGGCCUUGGAUGUAAGUUUUUUCUGUCUUUCCUUCGUAUGGUAAUAGUUUGACACCUUUGCAGGACAAACUACCUACUCGUACAUCAGGCCAGAUGCUUUGUUCUUCAGAGUGCAGUCAUUGCCAGGUUUGCUUUAGGCCUAUUAUGCUGGAAUUAUUCUUCAUAAACCCAGGUCAGGUCCCAGAUGGAAGCUAUUAUUGUACCUCUGACUCACUGCAUUUGGUUUUUCUAUCAAUUUGAAGUUAGGGGACACUCACUCCCUGACUAUUUUUCUAGCUGCUUUUCCAUUGACCCUAAAGCAUUUUCCACCAUAAAGACUAAUGUUUGACAUUUUCCAUGGGCAAAUUGAAGUGGGAUUGUUUCAGGAUGGGCUUACGUAUGUAACAACUGUGAGGGUCAGAAAUCGAAAAUGGUCAAGGCAAGAAUAAUUCUUUAAUUCCUUUCAAAAACCGAUUUCGACAGACAGCAGCAAACCAAUGAAAAGAAUGUGAUAGAAAUUAUUUAUUGAAGUCAAAUCUGUUGACUGGUUGUAAAACGAAGUGUUGUGGUGUAAAAUGUGAAAUGUUAAUGUUAUUAUUUGAUCUAGCAGUGUGCUACAUGUAGGCUAAUACAUUACUACAUUUUUGACACUUUCCGCUAAACACCCAAUGAGAUAUAUUUUACUUUUGAAAAUCUCAUCAUUUCACUGUAUAUAAGAAAAACUAAUUAAAUCUGAGAAACCCAUACAGCAGUAAUGCUGUUUAUAUGCAGAGAUUAACUGUGGUGGAAUCUUUUGGGGAAAUGAGCAGUCUAAAUAACAGCAGGAGUUCACAAACACUGCAUUUUUUAUUGAAGGCACCAUUGACAAAUCCUAACCAAAAGAAUUAAUUAUGGAGAAGAGAAUCCAACAGUGGGUGAGACGGGUGUAGUGUGUGCCUCUGUGUGGGUCUUACUGUCUCUAGACUCCAUAAGGCAUAAUCUAUUCUUGCCAGCAAAAGUGUUGUUUUUGUUGUUGUUGUUGUUGUUGUUGUUGACGACUUCUGCGUCUCCAUAGCGGGUUCGUCAGAAUUAGUCCAGAGAAGGCUCUGUCUAAAGUGGUUGAUUUUCACUUCAGAGAUUGUAAGCACAGGCCCUGGUAUGUAAAUUCCAUGCUGCAGAUGCAGCCGCUUGGUCAGGCUGUUUAUUUGGGAUGGCCCCUGUUGGUGGAUGGGACGUGGGCUAGAGGGGGGUGUAACUGUGAUCGAUGAGCGUGCUGCUAGUCUGACAGCAGGACAAGGCCAUUCUGACAGCCAGUGUUUCAAGCAUACUUCAGGCCGAGUCUCCCCCCGUCCUUCCCCUUGCUCACUCUGCACAGGAGGAAGUGGCCCAUUCACCAAGAUAAACACAAUGGCUUUCUCUUUUGGCACUGCACAGCACUUCUUUUUUUUUUUCUUCAAAAAUCACAUUUCAGUUUUGACAGGAGUGUCAUUAAUCAACUAUUCUCUUAAGCUGCAAUGGUGUUCUGUUGCUCUGUGAGGAAUGGCAAAUGAACAUCUGUAAAUUACCCAGUGAAGCUGUUUCUGUGACCUUUCAUUCAGUAAGGUUGUGAAAUACACAACUGCAGAUGAAUUACAAAUCCAAACACUCCCAUUCUCUGAAUUCUUACACUUUUGCGGCCCUGGCUUGACAUCUCUCCUAGUGAAUGUAGCAAUACUAAAACAAUACAACUCCAAGCUGGUAUUUGUAUGUCAGACUGUCUACACACAGACCAUCCACUGAGUUAUUUGGACUGCCUGCAUUCCCUGGGCCCUGUUUUAGGACACAUGCUGCCUAAGCUAGAGUCCUUGGCAGUUGUACUUUGAAGUCAGCGCCGAGCUUUUCUAGCAUUUUGUCUUAGUCGGUGCAGUAGACAGUAAGAUUUCUGCUAUGAUUUGGUUUCUGCAGCUCUGUAGAAAACACAUCUAUUUUUGUCACACUGCACUAUAAACCGCAGUGGAGAGGAUAAUGUUAAUGAUGCUGUAUUAUUUGCUCGUUUUCCAAUCUCCCAUUCCUAAUGAAAGCAUUUGAAAGCUGCAUCUACAAUAUCACAAAAUAGGUACUAAUAUUUUUAAAAGAAUUAUUUUGGUUCUAUUAUCUUUCAAACUAACUACAAUACUUUUAUAGUUCAUAUUAUGUGCAAGAAAGUAGUUGUUAUGUAAGUAAUGUCCGUAUAUCAAACCUGGUACUAAAGGUUUGUUAUUUUGUAAAUGAAUUAACGGUUAGUAUCAGCUGCCAUAAUACCAUAAAUGUUGGUAUAAAAAGAAUUAUCCUCAGGUUUAUAGAUUAUCACACUAACAAUCAUAAAACUGAAAAAGUGCACAAAGCUAAUUGGCUUAAUGUACCUCAGCAGGUAUUCAUUAAUCCAUGGCUAACACUGGCUACAAGGCAGGGACACACCUUCACACCUGGGGUAGCCAGUCUACCUCCUGGUAUGUUUUUGGAAGUGUGUAAACAUCACACAGACAGUAACUUGAGCUCAGAAUAGAACCAGGGACCCUGGAGCUGUGAGGCAGCAAUGCUACCUGCUGUGCCACCAUGCCAUCUCCCAGCAAGUAACUGAGUAUAUUUCCUAAAAAAACACAUCUGUGGAGUGCUCAACCAUCUCAGCUGUAUCCACUAUUGACAGAACAAAAGAUUGGAAAGUUACAGUGUUUAGAUCUAUGGUCUAAUUGUAUUAUCUACAAAAGUCUACAAAAAUCUCUUCAAUCAUUUAAUUUAGGUUUCAUUCUAUCUUAUUCAGGACUUGCUUAUAAAGACAUUUCAAAUGGUCAUUUUUUUUCAAAUUAAUAAAGUGAUGGGGGAUUACUGAGGAGCUCUAAGCACUGUUCAAUUGAGCAUGCUGAAGUAGUAGUUACUAAACAGUAUGCUUUAAGAUGAAUAACUGACUAAUAGCUGAGACUUUAAAGUGUUAAUAGCAGAAUCACUCUGAUAUAUCCUGUAUCGCACACUUGUGGGCUAGGGUAUAUUACUGCCACAGGUACAUAAAAAUGCAACUUGUGGGCCAUGCCUUUGUGGUAUGUAGGACAGACAUUGUCAUUUGUGUCUGUAUAAUGUCAUAGGGUAAAUUUUUAGUCUAAAUUAAUUCUGAAUUUUUUGCAUUCACUUUCUCAAGCAGAGGAGUUGUUACACACACAUCUGUACCUCAAUACUAUUAACCUGGGUCAUGUGGUAUCACAAGUUUUUUUUUAAUAAGAUAUAAAAGCAAUUAAAAACACGUUAAAAUUUGGUGGAAUAGAUUAAAUGCAGUGUAAAGUUUGCAUCCAUCAUUUUCAAAUUGUUCACUGUUUAUUCCAGUGAAUAACAUUUUUAGAGGUCUUUUAGAAUCUUUUUUAUAAAAGAUUCAUGAAUGAAUAUUUGGGACACUGGUGUCCAGGCUGAGUUGAACAGAUUAAUAGCUUUGCUGCGGUGACCUGCAAGUGUUUGUUUAUUUAUUUAUUUAUUUUUUGUAAAUGAGUACACAGUGUCUCUUGUGUGGCUGUGUCCCAUGGGUUCCCUCUGUGUACUUUUUCUGUAUCUGCACCUUGCCAAGUCCCCUGGGAUAGCUCCUAGUGUCCACAUGAUUAAGUGGCCUUACCAGCAACUGUGAGAAGGGCCGGUCCAAGUAAGAGAGAAUUUCAAAAUACCUGCACACUCUCAAUAAGGUUGUUCUUUUCAAUAAAGUUUUGGGUUUUCUUUUUUGAAGGGAAAAUCACACAAACGUCAUCAGCAAAAAUACUCAUACUGUACUAGAUCUAACAACAAUGUUACCUAAUAUCACUUCUAGAUUUGAUAAUUAACUAGCUGACACAUUCAGGGCUAUUUUCAUGAUUAUAGAACACAUGCAAAAAAAAAAAAAAAAACAAGGCAUAAGAAUAGGUGGAUGGACAGAUUUCCAUACAUCUUUUGCUCCACUUACGGUGUUUCUCAUAGGUGGUGUGGAUUUGAACACUAGUUAAAAUAGAAGUUUGUGCGUGACUAGAAGAUGCUUCAUAAAAGCUUUAGUAGUGAGUUUGCCUUUAGAAGCCACACCUGAGUAUUUUUAUUCUUUUACAGAUAAAAUAAUAAAGUCUGUUGUAUUUAGUUGUGUUUGGGUGAAGAAGCCUAUUUAUGUUGAAGUGAGGUGAUAAAUAGUGACUCCAUGAAACCUGGUUUUAAUAAAUGUUAGAAUUUUAAGGAUGAACUUAAAGUCAGGAAUUACCAUUUUAUCCCUCCACCUGCUAUAAGUGGGGGUGUUGGGAGGUGCUAACACACGCUAUCUUUUUUAACCAAAAUGGGUUAAAGAAAUUCCACUGCAUUUGUGACUUUUGAAUGUCACACUCCCUUUGCUCUGCUCCAUCCAAAUCAGGGCAGUGCAUUAAUUUAUGACCACGGAAAUAACAUUUCUUAAACCCAAAAAAACUUGCUUGAACCCAAACUGGUGUUAACCAGCAAAUUACCCUUGCACUCUCACAAAAAUAAAGCCUUCAGCGUUUACCGGAACUGUAUAUUAUGUAUUAUAUUAUGUUUUAUGCAAUUAUUUGUUCAAAACAGUGAACAAAGCAAACAGUAUUUGAUAUUUUGUGUCAUUUCAGGUUUUUUUUUUUUUAGAUUUUAUGACUUUAUGCCUGAAUAAGCCCAAAUAAGAUUUUAAUGUAUCAACACAGUCUUUUAAAUCUUUCAAACUGGCCAACGGAUUCUGUACGAGAACAUAAUGCUCAAUUUCAUUAUAUGAACGUGUCGGACGUCCCUGUUCAUUAACACAGCAAACACACAUCUCACAGAAAAAAGAACUCCACUGUCAGAAGAAAUGCAUUAGGAGGCCAGGUAUGGGUGUUUAAGGAUGUGUUUCUGAUAUUCUGCUUUCAGCUACAGAGGGAGAGAGAAAGAGAGAAAGAGAGAGAGAGAGAGAGAUCCACAUCAUGCCCUUACACUGUAGUGCAGUUCAGCCUGGUUGAGACCUUGCAUCGCUCCAGAGAGGCCGCAAUUUCCACACCCACAGCUUAUUAAAGCGUUUCAGACUUCAGUGCACCUGCACAGCUCCCCAACCUUUUAGCAUGCUCUCUACCUUGAAUGCCAAGCAUAGUAGUGAAUCUUCCAGAGCAGCAAUGCGUAGCAGCUACAAUGGCUACCCGGAAAACACAGCAUUAUAUGGCUUAAGGUGAUGAAAGACAGGAGCCUUGAAUCCAAGUCGAGACACAAGCAGCAAAUUUUUUUUUCAUGAAAGCUGUUCUAUAUUGAUGCUAUCAAGCAGCAUAUAAAGCCCAGACCCUGAGGCAUCGUUGUGCUUUAAUACAGCCAGCAGAUCAGAACUUGUAAUCUAGCUGUGGCGAGAAUCUCGAAACAGGAGCGCUUUGAUAUGUCUGCCACUUAAAGAGGGGACAAAAAAGGAGACCUUUAAAGGUUGUGAGAUGCCUUUGAGAUGAGCAGUGACCUUUCAGGAAGCCUGUUUGAGAGAUAAGUCUUUAAACACAUCCGGCCAGGGCAAGAGACCAUGGAGAUUUGAAAUGCCACUGAGGACAGUCCACUAAGAUUAAUAUACUCUUCAUGUGAAAUUGAGUGGAGGGCAUAUUUUCCAAUACAAAUCUAGCAUAAAGGUAUUUAUCAAAGGGAAUAGAACUCAAUCUGUAUAGUAAAUGAUCCAGUGGUUGCAUUUAAACAAAUACUGAACUUCUUUUUGCAGUUUUUGUUUAUGUGUAUUUAUGUAUUAGGCUUAAAGGAGUGCUUUAUUGUGUGCAUCUCCUAUACAUGAACUCGGCUUUAUUACAAAAGAUAAGUGAUCCUUAUUGCAGAGUAUUUUGGAUAAUGAUAUGCUGUUUUUUUUAUCUCAAUUGACACAAUAGAACUGUGUUGAGCCCCCCAAAAAAUCUGGUGAUGGAAAAUGACAAGCCCAAACCUGUAAUUAUUUGUCUAUCAUCACUGUCUUCUUUUUCUUAGAGCUCGCCAAAAGAACGUCAGUUCUCUGCCAAGGGCUACUCAGUGAAGCUUUGCUGCACACAAUUAAAGCUUAAAGACCAUGCAUAUUUAUUGUUAUGCUCAGGCAUUAGAAUGCUAAAGAAAAGGCUGGCUCUCAGUACAGCAAUAAAACAAAGGCAUCAGAAGCACCUAAUUCCCCCUUAAAGGAGCAAAACCAUUUACAUAGCUGAAAACAGCCCAUAUUACAGAUAAAAUGUAUGUGAAUAAUGUUGUAGAUGUACUUAAUUACUUUGUAGGUGUGUUUAUUCAUUAGUUUGUCUUCAUUACACCACUAUAUCCUGGUCAGGGUCGCAGUGGAUUUAGGGAACACUGGGUGUGAGUUGGGAAUACACCCUGAAUAGGAACGCCAGUCCAUCACAGGGCACCAGGCACACACUCAUUCACAACUACGGGCAAUUUAACAUAGCCAGUCCACCUAGUGACAUGGUUUGGGAGGUGAUAUGAAACCAGAGAACCCAGAGGAAACCCACAUGGUCACAGAGAGAACAUGCAAAACUCCACGCAGGCAGUAAGCCAAGCUCGGGAUCGAACUGCGGACCGCGGAGCUGUGAGACCACAGCUAUAGCAGCUGUCCUACAAUGCUGCCCUUUGUAUGUAUGUUUAUUGCAAAGCAAUGUUGUAGAACAUUAUGGCAUUGAAAGCAAAAGGGAGGGAAUUUGAUUUAUAGUCCAUGUGUCUCAACAAAUUCACACAUUUCAUUUAUUUGCCACACUAAAAGGCACAUCUAUGAAGAUUACUAUGAAUAGUAAAGGUUGGAAAUGACAACUUGCCAUGCUAAAUAAGGACAAACCAAUUAAUAUAUCAAUUUACAUUUAAAUAGAUAGGCAAAUGUAUCUGCUCGCUGUCAUUUGCAUUUCGUUACCAUACAAAUUCCUGUUAGAGACUGGUUGCAUAUGAUUAUAGUAAAAGUUAAUCACCACAUAAAUUAAACAUGUACUUUUAGGCACAAUAAAGCACUGCCUUAUUUGAAUAAUUUUUUUUCUUUAAUUAAUCAAAAUAUCUUCUGUCUUCUGAUUAAGACAUGACAGCCCGUAAAAGUAUUGUGUGUGUGUGUGUGUGUGUGUGUGUGUGUGUGUGUGUGUGUGUGUGUGUGUGUGUUAUGUGACACAAUGCCACUAUCUGUAUCUGUAUCUGUAUCUUUAUCUGUUCUGUGCUCCAAGUAUCUGUGUCUGUAAAUGUAUUCAGAUUUAAUCCAAAGUGGGCAUGGUCAAAACUGGAAGGGGAUUUUUAUUUGUAAUUAAAUUUGAACCCUGCCACUGUGUCCCAGGAAACAAUGGAAAAACACUGGGAAAAACCCAGAGAUAGAAAUGCUAGCCCUGUCAGCAUGGUCUGUGAAUUCUGGCUUUAAUUCUGCAACUUAAGCUACAUCACUCAAGUUCAUUUAUCUCAACUAGGGGUGUGCAUGAGACUUAAUUAAUCUCACUCAUGCAGUUAUUAUUUUUGUUUGUACCUGUCUCUGAUAUUUUCUAAAGAAUUUACUACUUCUAUUUCUCAAUAUGUAAACAAACUAGUGACCUAAUUUAAACCACCACAACCCAGACCAGGCAGUUACUAAGGAUGAAUGAAUGAACAGUGUAAAUGCAUGUUAAUGAACAUAGUACAUAGUGUGUGUGUGUGUGUGUGUGUGUGUGUGUGUGUGUGUGUGAACGUAGUCUGUAUCUGUGAGGUCUGUGUCUUUUUAGAGGAAUAGAAAGUCUAUUUAAUCGUUUAUACAGAGUAAAUUACUAUGCAGUUUAAAGAACAAUGUGCAAAUGGAAAUUACAUCCUGCAGAUCAAAGCUAAUUAUUGCACUAGAGUAUAUGAAGCAUCUGAAAAUUGUCUCCAGGUGUAUGAAGAAUUGGCACUUUUAUUAUUUAUCAUUUUAAUUGAGCUAAUUAUGAUUACUGCUGUUUAGCCUGUAUUUAGGAAAAAUGAAUGCCAGAAGAGGUCCAGAAACACAUCAGUGGAGCAGAGGGGAGUUCAUCCAAAGCCAAUAUUUUUGCUAAGUGAGAUCCAUGGUAAUAAAUAGUCAGCAUUUAUCAUCAUCGCCUGCUCUCAUGUCAUUUGAUGCACUGGGUCACUGAAUCUACAACAGGCUCUAUUUAUGGUUCUGGUUCUGUAAAAUCUAAAUAUGUGUUCAUUUUUCAUAUUAUAUGUAUGUGUCAUUAGUAAAAAGGCCUGAUGUGAGCCUACUUUUUUUUCUCAUUGAGAAGAACAUAUGGAAGCCACAUAGCUGCAUGGGAUUCUGGAUCAACAGGCAAAGUUACAAGGCCCAGUGCUCUCUGACACGGCUUUGUGAUCCUGCACUAAUAAGAGUGGUCAUGGCCUUUGCUAGAUUCAUUGUCCAGGCUGCAGCUUCAGAGGCUGCAUAGGAGCAGAGCAAAAUACCAUGUGUGCACCCAGUAGGGGGACAUUCCUGUAGGCCUGUGAUUUCCUCAGCACAUUCAGCACAUUAAUCCACCGGAAACCCCGCUGUAAUCGCAUUGUCCUCGGCCUUAACUCUUCACCAGUCCCCACUAUCAGUAGGUCACCUUGUGUCAGGUUGGGAUAAGAGCAGUAACAUGUAGCCGAUUCUACCACUUUGUUCAAAUUACAAUGCUGAAGUGGCAAAAAU
Pangasianodon hypophthalmus (striped catfish) is the source of this 13038-nucleotide messenger RNA. RefSeq names its product eph receptor A3 (gene epha3). NCBI's taxonomy places the organism in Eukaryota, Metazoa, Chordata, Actinopteri, Siluriformes, Pangasiidae. The record is from RefSeq and is a predicted model, not a curated record. The coding region runs from base 137 to 985 and encodes 282 amino acids. Gene Ontology annotation, molecular function: protein binding; transmembrane-ephrin receptor activity; ATP binding. The transcript has 4 exons. Gene Ontology annotation, cellular component: plasma membrane; neuron projection. Gene Ontology annotation, biological process: cell surface receptor protein tyrosine kinase signaling pathway; protein phosphorylation; axon guidance.